CGCGUUGAGCGUUGUUGGGCUACGACGUGCUCUCCACGAUACCAAGUAGCGACAGCAACUAAACUGUACCUCAAACGUCACUUAAAGCAGUGGAGGCCGAACGAAGGCUGAGACGACUUGCGUGGUGUUAAAGGCUCCACACAAGGAUUGAAGACAUUUUCGUUUUUGCGAAUUCGUCUAUCAGAUGUGUUGGUGGUGUAGCUAGCUAGCUAGCAAGCUAAUGUCAAAGCAUGUAAACAUCUGGGCUCUGCUGUAAUCUGACAAUACCUUCUUACUCGUCCACCUGGUGCAACAUGGGGAAGAAGAAACAAGGCAAGUUUGUUCGUCCUGACCACAAGGGGAAAGACAGACGCCACAAAAUGAAGGGGAAGUCCUUGGAGGCCUUUACAGAAGAAAUGCACACUGCUUUUGAAGCGAGUCUCCACGUAGAGGAUGGAGCGGAGGCUCCUCAGGUGAAGCUGCCCUGUCCACUUGCCAUGUGGGACCUGGGUCACUGUGAUCCUAAACGUUGCACUGGCAGAAAGUUAGUACGCAAAGGAUUCGUACGUAACCUGCGCCUCAAUCAGAGGUUUAACGGACUCAUACUGAGUCCAAUGGGAACAAAGUAUGUUACGCCAGCAGACAGAGAGAUUGUGGCUCAAAAUGGUUUGGCAGUGAUUGACUGUUCUUGGGCCAAACUGGAGGAGACUCCCUUCAGUAAGAUGGUCGGGACUCACCCCAGGCUACUGCCGUACCUCGUAGCUGCAAACCCUGUCAACUAUGGCAAGCCCUGCAAGUUGUCUUGUGUUGAGGCUUUUGCUGCUACAUUUUGCAUUGUAGGGUUCGAAGAACUGGCUAUGCUCUUGUUGAAUAAAUUCAAGUGGGGGAGAGUGUUUCUGGAGCUCAAUAAAGUUCUGUUGGACCGCUAUGCUGCUUGCCAGUCAGAGGAAGAGCUGCUCACUGUAGAGAAGGAGUUUCUCACGUCCAAACCAGAGGAGGAGGAGUUUGAUCCUUUUGAUGUUAAUUCAGGAGUAGAGUGUAGGAAUCUCAACAGACAUCAGUGUGAACCAGAAGACGAUGAUUCUAGUGAGGAUACCGACACGUCGGAAGAUGAGGAUGAAGAAGAAGAAGAUGAGGAAGAAGAUCGGAAAACGGAAAGCAACGAUGAGUCAAGAACAGAACCACAUCAUCACGAAGUGGAACAGACUGAAUCAUAGUCAUCACAUUAAAGCAUAAUGGAUCGUUUUAAUACAAGGACUGGCAAAACUACGUUUAACGACUCACUACUCCAUAAAUUGAAUGCUAUUUUGGGCUCACCAGUUUUUGUAAUAAAAUAUGAAGACCAUUAAA
Messenger RNA from Scophthalmus maximus (turbot), 1329 nucleotides. It is a transcript of the gene tsr3, whose product is annotated as TSR3 ribosome maturation factor. Lineage: Eukaryota; Metazoa; Chordata; Actinopteri; Pleuronectiformes; Scophthalmidae. Gene Ontology annotation, molecular function: rRNA small subunit aminocarboxypropyltransferase activity. Bases 294 to 1196 code for a protein of 300 amino acids. The transcript has 6 exons. Gene Ontology annotation, biological process: maturation of SSU-rRNA. The record is from RefSeq and is a predicted model, not a curated record.